UCUCUCUCUCUCUCUCUCUCUCUCUCUUUCUCUCUCUCUCUCUCUCUCUCUCUCUCUGUCAUCCACUAGCUGCUGAUAUUGAAGUCUAUGAGUCCAUCAAUAAAUGCCAGUAAGUAAACCACCAUGCACAUUCCAACUCAACCUUUGAAUAAAGGUGAAACACAAACUUUAACCUAAGACAAAGGGAGGCUAGUGGAAUCUAGGAAGUUUCACCAUCCUUGGAGAUUCCGAACUCCCAGAAAAAAAGUUUUGGGAUUUGAACCACUUUCCAAGGAAAAUCCACAAAUCAUGGCUCAAAAUGGAAGUGGGGAUAGAGUGGUGGAGAAUGGUUUUGAGUCAGUUGAGCAUGUAGAUGAGCUUGAUCGCGGACUGAGCCAAAAGGGUAGCAUCAAACUCAAAGAGGAAGAAGUUUCUGUGGAGAGGGUGUUCCAGCAUCUUCUGGUGCCAUCAUGGAGGAACCAAUUGACUCGGAGAGCCUUUGCGGUCAGCUUUGUACUAAGCAUAUUGUUCAGUUUCAUUGUGAUGAAGCUCAACCUCACCACUGGUAUUAUUCCUUCUCUCAAUGUCUCUGCUGGCCUUCUGGGGUUCUUCUUUGUGAAGACUUGGACCAAGUUCUUGGAAAAAUCUGGCAUGUUGAGACAACCCUUCACAAGGCAAGAGAACACUGUCAUCCAAACCUGUGUUGUGGCUUCUUCUGGCAUAGCCUUUAGCGGAGGAUUUGGAAGUUACCUCUUUGGAAUGAGUGAAGAAAUAGCUAAUCAAUCCACUGAUACAAGUGAUUUUAAGGACCCAAGUUUAGGGUGGAUUAUAGCUUUUCUUUUUGUUGUUAGCUUUCUCGGCCUUUUCUCUGUUGUACCUCUCCGAAAGAUUAUGAUCAUUGACUUCAAAUUGACAUAUCCAAGUGGUACUGCAACUGCACAUCUCAUCAACAGCUUCCACACUCCUCAAGGAGCCAAACUUGCAAAGAAGCAAGUAAAAAUGUUGGGAAAAUUCUUCAGUAUGAGUUUUUUGUGGGGCUUUUUUCAAUGGUUUUAUACAGCUACUGACCAGUGUGGAUUUCAAGCCUUCCCUUCAUUGGGGCUUAAAGCAUAUGAAAACAGGUUUUAUUUUGAUUUUUCUGCAAUAUAUGUUGGAGUUGGAAUGAUUUGCCCUUAUAUCAUAAACAUAUCAGUGCUUCUUGGGGGAAUUCUUUCUUGGGGAAUAAUGUGGCCUCUCAUAAAAACCAACGAGGGUCAUUGGUAUGAAAAAGGCCUUGGUGAAUCAAAUCUUCAUGGCAUCCAAGGUUAUAGGGUAUUUAUAGCUAUUGCCUUGAUCCUAGGAGAUGGUUUAUAUAACUUCGUAAAGGUGAUAACUCAUACCCUCUGGGGGUUGUAUCAUCAAAUCCAAGAGAGAAAACGGGAGAAUGUUCUUCCAGUUGCUGAUCAAGACUCCCCCUCAAGUCCAGAGCUAUCUUAUGAUGAUCGGCGCCGCGCCCAACUUUUCCUUAAAGAUCAAAUUCCCACAUGGUUUGCAGUUGCAGGUUAUGUUGCUAUUGCUGCCAUCUCAACAGCCACUCUGCCACACAUCUUCCACCAACUAAAAUGGUACUACAUAAUUGUUAUCUAUCUGGUUGCUCCCACCUUGGCAUUUUGCAAUGCUUAUGGUUGUGGACUAACUGAUUGGUCCCUUGCAUCCACUUAUGGAAAGCUGGCCAUCUUCACGAUUGGAGCAUGGGCCGGUGCCACACAAGGUGGAGUUCUUGCCGGUCUAGCCGCCUGUGGAGUGAUGAUGAACAUUGUUUCCACAGCCUCAGACCUGAUGCAGGAUUUUAAGACUGGCUACCUUACACUGGCUUCACCACGCUCCAUGUUUGUGAGCCAACUAAUCGGCACAACAAUGGGUUGUGUAAUUUCUCCUUCUGUGUUUUGGAUUUUCUACAAAGCUUUUCCUGACCUUGGGAAGUCUACAAGUGAAUAUCCUGCCCCAUAUGCAAUCAUAUACCGUAAUAUGGCCAUAUUGGGGGUGCAAGGUUUUGGCUUUCUGCCAAAAAACUGCCUCUUGCUUUGUUACAUAUUCUUUGCUGCAGCAGUUAUCAUAAACUUGUUCAAAGAUUUUCUUGGCAAGAAAGGGAAGUUUGUUCCACUUCCAAUGGCCAUGGCAAUACCCUUCUACAUAGGGCCAUACUUUGCCAUUGACAUGUGUGUUGGAAGUCUGAUAUUGUAUGUGUGGGAGAGGAUUAACAAGGCUAAGGCAGAUGCUUUUGCACCAGCUGUAGCUUCUGGUUUGAUAUGUGGGGAUGGAAUAUGGACUCUUCCUGCUUCAAUACUUGCUCUUGCAGGAGUUAAGCCACCAAUUUGUAUGAAGUUCUUGUCCAGAGCAACAAAUGUGAAGGUUGAUACUUUCUUAGGGAGUUAAGGUCUUGUUUGAAUUGGACAUGGUUGGUAUCUUGUGAAAAGUGUCUGGCUUGUAAAUCUGUGAAACAUCACUGCAGUUUGUGUUUUUAAACUUUUGCAGCCAUACAGUUGAUCAAAACAACAGUAGAAGGAAAAUUAGUGUGUAUUUAAAUGUCAGAAAGAAAGAGUAUAUGUUCAGAUUGUAUUUGUUUUA
Molecule: messenger RNA, 2586 nt
Organism: Vigna umbellata (rice bean)
Lineage: Eukaryota; Viridiplantae; Streptophyta; Magnoliopsida; Fabales; Fabaceae
Product: putative metal-nicotianamine transporter YSL7
Cellular component (GO): membrane
Molecular function (GO): oligopeptide transmembrane transporter activity
Source: RefSeq, a predicted model, not a curated record